Aspergillus homomorphus CBS 101889 is the source of this 1038-nucleotide messenger RNA. Its product is annotated as PaaI family thioesterase. The record is from RefSeq and is a predicted model, not a curated record. The transcript has a single exon. Bases 412 to 885 code for a protein of 157 amino acids. Lineage: Eukaryota; Fungi; Ascomycota; Eurotiomycetes; Eurotiales; Aspergillaceae. Gene Ontology annotation, molecular function: fatty acyl-CoA hydrolase activity.
UUGCCCAGGGCUUCUCAGUGAUCAAGAUUUCGCUUUCCUGUAUGAUGAAUACUGCGCAUGGCAGCUUGACCAUCUCCCAUACGAAGUGAUUGAAGCUCAAUUUCAAACCCGCCUAAUCUUUGUUGGCCGACAUUAUGAACCCGGAUUUGCAGCCACGAUACAAACCAUGUAAAACAAACCCAUGGCGAAGAAUGCCAAGACCCGCGCGGCAAAACCCGACGGCAAGAGCCGAAACAACUCGGAAGCGUUCCGUUCCCGUCCCUUCAGCCCCACCAUAACAAUAAGCAGCGAUCAACCAAGCAAAUCUAAUACAAAUUUACCCCAACAUUCACACAAAAACGAUCCCCCCGCACAUACACCCAAGAUAUUAAGUCUUCCUUUCUCCUACACACCAACCACGAUCGGCUCAAAAUGACCACCACCAACCCAACAACCGACCCAGCCACCAUCCUCGCGCACGUGCAAUCCGUCAGCGCCACCCAGCGCGCCAACAGCCCCAUCUACGCGCACCUCCUGGCCGACAUGACCAUCACCGCCGCCACGGAGGGCCAGAUCCACGCGACCAUCCGCGUCGCCCAGCCGCAUAUCAACUCGAAAGGAGGACUGCACGGCACCAUGUCCGCGUGCAUCGUCGACUGGGCCGCCGGGAUGGUCAUCGCCACCUACGGCGGCAGCUACACGGGCGUGAGCACGGACCUGCAUGUCUCGUAUGUCGCCUCCGCACGGGAGGGCGACACGCUGGAAAUCACCGGCCGGGCGAUGAAGGUUGGGGGCACGAUGGCGUUUCUGUCUGUCGAGAUCUGCAAGGUGGUUGAGGGGAGCGGGGAGAGGGUCGUCGUUGCUACGGGGUUGCAUACUAAGUAUGUUAAGCAGCGGGCGACUUAGAGUUGAUUUGUUGUGUCUAUGGGGCAGAAGGUACUAGAUGUUCGGUGCUUUAGGGGUGAGAUGGAUGAUGUGUGAUACGUGAGGAGGAUCCAGAUGUUUAGUGAUGGUAUAGGAAAAUGGGCGGCGACAGUCAAGAAUGUAUAUAAAGUUCCU